CCAUGUUCAGCAUCAAAGAACCUUACACAUGUGCACAGACUUUUACCUUUUACUAUGUACUUAAUUAAUUAUUUACCUUUUACUUCACUUUUCUUAAUUAUUCCAACCAACAUGAUCCUAACAAAAACAAAAAGAAAACCAACAAUGUUUCAUGUCACCAUCAAUCUUACCACCUUACUUACCUUCCCAAUCCAAUUGUCGUUCAUAAUUUCCCUCUCAACCAAACUCAUCCUUUUUCUUUCUCUUCUCUCUUCUCUCUUCUUCUUCUUCUUCUUCUUCUUCCAUUUUUCACCACAACUUUUACUUAACCCAAACCACAUCUCAUUCAAUUUUUUUGCCUCACUUUCAUAUAUUCAGAUCCUUUCACCUUAA
Molecule: messenger RNA, 372 nt
Organism: Vicia faba (fava bean)
Lineage: Eukaryota; Viridiplantae; Streptophyta; Magnoliopsida; Fabales; Fabaceae
Source: the annotation of a GenBank genome assembly